UCCUCUCCUCCUCCUCCUCUUGUUGGUGCCGCGGAUGCUGGAGGUGAAGCUUCUGUCUCGGCUCUUUGUCCCGCUGCAGUUCGCGUGGAUCCGCGUGGAUCCUGGAGGUUCUGGAGGUUCGGUUCGGAGUGUUCGCGCUGCCGGAGCUCGGACUCAGCUCGGAGGACCGGAGCCGUGAGCGCGCAUCGACGCGGAGACGAACAACAACUUGGAGUGAGCAUAAAAAUUUCUUCGAUCUCAGCUAAACAUGGACUACCCUGAAGACUUCGCGCUGCCGCCGUACAAUUUAUCAUUCUUUCUGAACAACUUCAGUUACCCUCAAAAUGACACCGACUACCUGCCAAUGGGGGUGAAGGUCACCAUCGUGGUCGUCUACAUGAUCGUGUGCAUCAUUGGUCUGGUGGGAAACUUCCUUGUCAUGUAUGUCAUCAUAAGGUACACCAAGAUGAAAACAGCCACCAACAUCUACAUCUUUAACCUGGCACUGGCCGACUCGCUCUUUCUGGCUACGCUACCUUUCCAGGGCACUGAUUUGUAUCUGGGCUUCUGGCCAUUCGGGAACACUCUGUGCAAAGUGAUGGUGUCCAUCGACUACUACAACAUGUUCACCAGCACCUUCACGCUGACGGUGAUGAGCAUGGACAGGUACGUGGCUGUGUGCCACCCUGUCAAAGCGCUGGACAUGAGGACUCCUCACAAGGCCAAGGUGGUGAACAUCUGUGUGUGGGUGCUGGCGUCCGCCUUCGGAGUUCCAGCGACGUUCCUGGGAAAUGUGGAAGAGCACGAGAACAGUUUGGAGUGCAUAGUGGCUCUGCCCGAGCCAAAGAGCCACUGGGAUCCCGUCUUUGGUACCUGUGUCUUCGUCUUCUCCUUCCUCAUUCCUGUGGCCAUCAUCAGCAUCUGCUACAGCCUGAUGGUCAAACGCCUGCGCAGCGUCCGCAUCCUGUCUGGCUCCAAGGAAAAGGACCGAAACCUGCGGCGCAUCACCAGGAUGGUUCUGGUCGUGGUGGCGGCAUUUGUGGUGUGUUGGACCCCGAUCCAAAUCAUGGUCCUGGCUCAGUUUCUGGGCUUCAACCUGAGUAGCCUAUUCACAGUGGUCCUCAUGCACUUCUGCAUCGCACUAGGCUACGUCAACAGCAGCUUGAAUCCCGUGCUAUAUGCCUUCCUCGAUGAAAACUUCAAGCGCUGCUUCCGAGAGUUCUGCCACCCGUCUCCAUUCCGCCUCGACCCCCAGCAGUCUGGCAGAAUGAGGAGCAUCGCCAGGGAGGUGGCGGCUGCCUACAGCUGCAAAGCCGGAGACGGCGGGGGGCUAGGGGGAGGGACGCCGAAUCCAGCAUGACUAGGCGUGGAGCUCCCCUUGGUGGGGGUGGACCCCCCACAGAGGGGAGAGACCCAUGGAACUGCGAACUCCAACACAGAAUUGACUCAGAUUACAGCUCUCUAGCGGCACGAGCCCUCCCGCCCUCCAAUGAGGAGACUGGCCUGGGGCGGGGGGGAGGGCGACAAGGAGGAUGAGUUUGAAAGGAAAAGGAUUUAGGGAUGGAAAGAGGGGAUGUGGGGACAAGUUUAGAGUGAAGAGUAGCAGAGAUGUCCGAUGCCCAGACUCGUGUUUUGAAACUUUAUGCGAUAAGACGGACACAUAAAAUACUAAAAUGCCUCUGGAAAAACUCUCAUCCAGCUUCAAGAGAGCUGAUGAAUAUUCAUUCGAGCUCCAAAACAACAGCCUUGUGAAAAGAAACUGGAUCUGUGGCGUCCCUGGAGAGAUGACUCUGUGACGAGAAGGCAGGAGGUGAAGUGAAUGUAUGAAAAUCAGGAGGAGUUAAACAGGAGCUGCCGAUGCCAAAUCAGAAACUCUGAUGCUUUUACAAUAAAUAAAUAGAACAUCGGAAACUCUGGACCACGAAGACAUGCAGAGAAGGAGCAGAUCAUUCCUAAAGUUUGAAAUGCUUUCAGUCUGGAGAACUAGGACAUUUUUGCUGUGAUGGUUUUGGUAAAUGGAGGCCACAUAAUGUAAUAUGCUGCUGCCAGCAUUUUACUGGGCCAGAAGUGUGACUGGACUGAUGUGAAAUCUGCAGCUUGUAGAAGUAAAAGAGCAAGACGAGAUUCUGUUAAAUAUGGGGGUCAGGUGAAUGUCAUUUCUUAUUUGAGUGACAUUUCUCAGCUGAGACUCAACAAACCUAAGACACCCAUGGAAGGACACGUUUCCUUUGACUUUCUACAUGGUGCUUGUGUGCGGGGGGGUUGGGGGUUUACACUGCACCGUGUUGCCAGAUGCAUCUCACAGUUAGAUAAGGUGUUGUUUGGGAUCUGUGGUGGAGAAACGCGUCGAGGUUUAAUGACCUUUUGUGUUCGGAGAUGCCAUUUGUUCAUUUUGUUCAGUGUUUAGGCGCUAAAAAUCAUUUUGGUUUAGGAUUGUUGACUGUGGUUUAGAUUAAAAUGUGUCCACCAGACUCGUGAGCCUUUGUGAUGAAAAUCAGGAGUUGGAAACCAAAGGACAACAUGUGUGUAACAGACUCACCAGCAGCUUUGACAAAAUGACUUUGUUUGGCUCCCGAUGGAGAUUCAGCGUUCAGACAACGCUGCCUUUCAGAUGGACUUUUACUGGCAGAUACAAAGUGAAAUACAUACCUGUUUGAUCUGAGGUUAAAGACUAAAAACUGCAGCUCACACUUGAAGUGGGACAUAAACAGCCUUACCUGAGCAUCUGUGAAUGCUGUUUCAACACUUCAACAGUGUGAGGUCUAAAUAAUCUCAAUCCUAACCCCAACUCCUACCCUUCCCCCGACUCCUGCCCUGGCACCAACUCCUGCCCCCGACUCUGGCCCUGACACCAUCUCCUACCCUGCCCCUACUCCUACCCUCACCCCGACUGCUACCCUGCCCCCAAAUCCUACCCUGACUCCUACCCUGCCCCAGACUCCUACCCUGCCCCCUACUCCUGCCCU
Messenger RNA from Maylandia zebra (zebra mbuna), 2945 nucleotides. RefSeq names its product opiate receptor-like 1 (gene oprl1). Gene Ontology annotation, biological process: sensory perception of pain; neuropeptide signaling pathway. The record is from RefSeq and is a predicted model, not a curated record. Gene Ontology annotation, cellular component: plasma membrane; neuron projection. Gene Ontology annotation, molecular function: neuropeptide binding; nociceptin receptor activity. NCBI's taxonomy places the organism in Eukaryota, Metazoa, Chordata, Actinopteri, Cichliformes, Cichlidae.